This is a messenger RNA of Photinus pyralis (common eastern firefly), 4205 nucleotides long. RefSeq names its product chorion peroxidase-like. The transcript is spliced from 9 exons. The record is from RefSeq and is a predicted model, not a curated record. Gene Ontology annotation, biological process: response to oxidative stress. NCBI's taxonomy places the organism in Eukaryota, Metazoa, Arthropoda, Insecta, Coleoptera, Lampyridae. The coding region runs from base 390 to 3650 and encodes 1086 amino acids. Gene Ontology annotation, molecular function: heme binding; peroxidase activity.
CGCCAAUAACAACACCUACCCUGGGCCACUUCAAGGUACCAUCACCGACAGGAAUAAAACCAGCGGAGGAAAAAGCGUGCAGGUCACCGCCAAGGUACUUUUUGGAUCUGUACACGCAAUCGCUCGCCUUAAGCACGACGAAAGGGUGGCGCGCGAAAAUAAACGAAUAUGAGAGAGCACAAUAUUGCACGCAAUUAGCUCUUACGGCGCGACUAAUUGUUAGUGUAAUUUCGUAUCGAGACUUAUACAAUGCGGAGGUACACCCCGCAUAUAAACUAGAUGACCAAAUAACUAACAACACGUACGACUUACGACAGACCAAUGACUCAAGACUUCUGGACCGUAUUCAAAAACAAAUCGAGGAUGCCGUCGAGUACGGCCUACAACAAAUGCGCGAUCUUUACCUCUUGAAGGAGCCGGAGUUUUACAAGAAAGGAUUAUAUUUGGAUCAAAAUCAUCCAGCAUACUUAUUGGCUUCAUUCAGGAAUCCUAGCGAAAAAACACUGCAUUUGGCCCGCUACGGUUACGCCGCCCUAGAAGCACGAAGCAAAUUGUCGCAACUUUCCUUCAGGUACGCCGACAGUCUCUCGCGAGAAGUGCCGUAUGUGCAAAGUAUACGCUCGAAGAGGCUCCUGGACGAGUGUCCUUUGAGAGGCUUUCCAAGAUGUCCCAAAGGAUUCGAACGUUAUCGAGCUGCUGAUGGCACCUGCAAUAACUUUCGCCAUCCAUGGCGGGGUGGCGCAGUUCUACCCAUGCAAAGGUUUUUACCGCCGCACUACGAUGAUGAUAUCCAAACGGUUCGCCAAUCCGUUCUUGGUGGCCCUCUUCCAUCGGCGCGUGACAUAAGCUCCUUAGUCCAUCGCGAUGUUCAUCAGGAAGUGGAUGCGAUUACAUUAAUGUUCAUGCAGUGGGGACAAUUUCUGGAUCAUGACCUUACAUCAUCGGCCCAAGCGCGUAUGUUUAAUAGAUCGGUACCACGUUGCUGUGAAAAUGGAGGUGUUGGGACGUUGCCACCUGAAUUAACGCAUCCGGAAUGUUUACCAAUACGCGUCUCCGGCGACGAUUGGUUUCUCAGCCAAUUCGGAAUACGAUGCAUGGAAUUCGUUAGGAGCGCCCCGACGUCAAGGAUUGAUUGCGAUUUGGGAUGGCGGGAACAAAUAAACCAGGUCACAUCGUACAUCGAUGCGUCUACAGUAUACGGGAGUGACCCUGAUGUUUCCGAUUUGCUUCGCACAUUUGAAAGAGGUCAGCUUCGUUACGGACGGUCACGCAAUCAAGGCCCUCUACAACCACCCGAUCCACCGAGGGGUGAAUUAUGCAGGCUUGGGGCGAUUACUACAGAUUGCUUUCGAAGUGGGGAUUUAAGGGCAGGCGACCAACCUGCCUUGGUUGCUUUACACACGGCAUGGCUGAGAUACCACAAUCGUUUGGCAGAGAAGCUGGUCAGCUUAAAUCCACACUGGAGCGACGAAAAGGUGUUCCAAGAAGCUAGGAAGAUUAUUGGAGCUUUUGUCCAGCACAUCACAUAUCGAGAGUUCUUGCCAAUAUUACUUGGCAAAGAAGUUAUCGAAUUGUUUGGUUUGGAACUGGAACCGAAAGGUUAUUACAAGGGGUAUCGCUCAAAAACAAAUCCUACGAUUGCCAACUCUUUUUCCACGGCCGCAUUCCGUUUCGGGCACAGUUUAGUGCAGAAAUCUUUUGUUCGCACUGAUAAGAGACAUCGCAUAAUCCGGAACAAUGUUACGUUGCACAACGAGCAAGUUAACGUUGAGAACAUUUGGAGUUUGGGAUCGGUCGAUCGUCUUCUGCUAGGAUUGAGCAAUCAACCGAUCCAGAAACGUGACGAAUUUAUCACAUCCGAAUUAACCAAUCACCUUUUCCAAUCAAACGGGGGGCGAUUUGGUAUAGAUUUAGCAGCUGUUAACAUUCAAAGGGGCAGAGACCACGGAUUACCGUCGUAUACGUCGUGGCGGAAACCAUGCGGUUUAAUUUCGCUUAAAACCUGGACGGAUUUUGAGAAAGUAAUGUCAAAAAGUACAAUCAAUCGUUUCAAAUCACUUUAUAAACAUUUUGACGACAUUGACUUGUUUUCGGGCGGAUUGGCUGAGAGACCGGUGCGUGGAGGCAUAGUAGGACCGACCUUUGCUUGCAUUAUCGCCCAGCAAUUCUCAAACCUUCGCAAGGGCGAUCGGUUUUGGUACGAAAACGGCGACUUCGAGUCGGCCUUUACGCCGGCGCAACUGCAACAAAUACGACAAACAACCCUUGCACACGUGCUUUGUAAGACAUUAGACGAAAUUGAGACCAUACAACCCUUCGUGUUUCUUUCGGUCGACCAUUCCCACAACUCGAGGGUUUCGUGUAACGAUCCUUCCGUUAAUAACUUUGAUUUAAGCGCUUGGGCAGAAAAACCCCGAGAAGACGUCGAUACCUUUUUAAGAGAAGGGGUCGACUACGACUUCGACUUACAUGACAUCGAAAGCCGCAAAUCAACAAAACGUAAAAAGACGAAGACGACAACAAAACCGACCUUCACCAACAAUAACAUACGGUACGAACCAUUAAAAAUUAAACUGAAAAACGUGACCACGACCAUCGUACAUUUAAACAAGAAGAACCAAUACGGACAACCACUGACGGUAAUCAGUUCCAAACCUAUAAUUGCAAAUGACCAAAAACCGACACACAUUUCUUCAAAACGGCCUACUUUCUCACAACAACGACCAACGGUACAACAAACUCCUAACGUCGACGGAUACCUACUAGGUUUUCCGGCUUCGGCAACUGACCCACCACAGAACUACCCCAAAAACCGACCUUCAUCUUACAGCUUUAACAUUAACAUACAAAUCUCACCGCCCGACGAAGACAACAUACGAAAACCAUACCCGGAAAAAAUAUCAGGAGGAGGACACGACCGAUUUCACUUCGACAUACAAUCGACCAACAAGUUUGACACAAGACCCGGCUACAAUUACCAACCUUACGCGACCAAAAAACCCGACUUUGGACCUCCGCGACCGUUAUACCAACCACCUAAAGAGACGCUAUACGAAAAGCUCCCCUUCGCGACUUCACCUAAACCCUACACCUACAACAUUUACGCGAAUAAAUUUACGACGACCCGACCCGUGACCAUACCCUCGUACUUAUACUUACAAGAAGAAGACACUUACAACAACCCGACCUACAACAAACCUCACAGACCGAACUACGAGCCUACAGAGGUCGUAUAUUACCCAGUCUUAAACGAGCAAUCGUACGCAAGGCCUAUUUACCACCACGCGCCUUUAAACUCGACCAAAUCUCUUGACGACAAAAAAUUUAUAAAAAUAUCAUCGAUUCGCGGUCAGAAAAUUACCUCAGCAGAAGACAUGAAACGUCCCAUUUACAUAUCGGUUCAGCAAAGGGAGGGAGAAAUUGAACUGGAAGACUACGACUCUGGAAGUGGUAAUCCUUCCCUGCUGCAGGUGGAUAUUGCCCCCAGCGAGGUCAGAGCGCACGAAUGGCGAACGUACGACGAGAUUGGGGACGUACAGCCCGCCGUACCUUUGCUUGAAAUCAUGCGCAUCAAUACAAGUACGCUAUGUGCUAAUGAAAUACCGCAUCCCAUAGAAGUUGAGUUUUCCUCCCUUGUAGACUCCUACUGACGCAACUUAAGACAUGACAUUAACAUUAUACGUAUACGUAAAGCUAUGGUUUAUUGUUCUGUAGGAUAUUAAGAUUAAUAAUCAAAUUAGUGUAAGCGUGACUUAAAAAUUUUUUGAAUCAUAGUGUGUUUCCUAGUCAUUUAUUUUUUUACUGACUGAACUGACCGACCCCUUCGACAUGUGUGGGUGUGUGUUUGAAUGUUUUUCUCAGGGUUCUAAUGAAUCAUUAUGGCUGUUACACUUGUGAUUUUCUUAGACAAACUAACUACCCCUACCGACUGACUUGACCAAGACGACAAUACGAAAUUUAUGUUACUAGUAAUUACCCGUUAAUUUUUUUUUUGAGGAGGUAUAGUAAAGUUAUAUAGAUUAAGUUGUAUAAUUUCCAGCUGUUACGCUGCCACUGGUGAUAUUGUUACACUACAUAUUAUGUAGAAUAGAUAGGCCAUGAAAAUAUUUAUUUAUUUACUUUAAUAUAUAUCACAUAUUAUUUUAUUUAUGGUACUGUUUAUGUAUUACUACAAUAUUUAGGUAGAUUUAAGUUACGUAUCCAUU